Molecule: messenger RNA, 3931 nt
Organism: Amoebophrya sp. A120
Lineage: Eukaryota; Dinophyceae; Syndiniales; Amoebophryaceae
Source: the annotation of a GenBank genome assembly
GAAAGACAGAAAGGUAUCUAUUGAAACACGACCUGGCGUUCACACAUACUCGAUCGACGAAAUACUUGUUUUUUUUGCCUGUUGCGCUUGCGUCCACCUCGACUUUUGCGCCCUCUCCCACCGCUUUUUAGACAUUCUCUUCUGCGACGUCUUCCGGGGUUCUCGAUUGAAGACUUAGAAAUCUAACCGGACACACGUAUACAACAUCCCCGGGAAAAAUAAGCACAGUGUGACUUCUAUUGGGAUGAAAAUACCGAGAAUAACAUCAAAAUUAUGACGAAAAAGCACAAGAGGCACCGCCGCGACGAAUCGCGUCGCCGCGAGCAUCAGCGGCGACGGUCCCGGACGCCCGAGGCUUCUCUACCAGUGAAAAAAGGGAACGACAAGGAAGAUUACAAGCAGAAUAUCAAAAACCGGCUGGCUGCCCCCUCUGCUCCCCCUCGCGGCCACCACUCCGAGGACCAGAGACAGCGGUCCAAGGAGGAAGUGAAAAAGCAGAUUGAUCGCGAGUACGAGCAGCUGAAAAGCAGAAAGGAUGAUAAUAAACAUGACACGAAUCGUAAUACCAGCAAAGCAGGAAACGUCGCACAUGGUAGUGGCACCACUACUGCAGCCUCCCGGGGCACCACCGCACCAACUUCGUACAUUGGGCCGGGCGGAGGAGGAGAUGCGAAAAAGCCGCUGCAGCCUCUCCCACCGUCUGCGCGCAGCGGCAGCGCUAGUACGGCACAUCAAAACGCUGCCGUGGGCGGUAAGCUGCAGCCGCUCUCGAGCAAGAACAAUGACCACGGAAGGAGUGGGAAUCCGAAUGCAAAUAAAAAGUCUACUGCGAUGAACAACACCGCUCCGGCUUCCUCUUCAGCAGCCACCGGGGCGAACAGCGCACCGCUGAGAAAAGUUUUGCCGCCCAGGUCUGCCAUUGAGCAGCAGCAACAGUCUAAAAAGCAGAAAAAAGAAGACGCUGAUCUGGAGAAAAAGCUCGCUGAAGCGGCGAAGGAACGGGAGCGCGCAGCGCUGAAGGAAAAAGCAAUCGCCGAGGAGCUUCUACGCAAACGGCGGGAGCAGAAGGAGAAGGAGAAAAAAGAAAAAAAGCAACAAGCAGCGAAAAACGAAGUGGCCCCGAAACAGUCUAAUGUGCAGACAGGCGGGAAUAGUACCAAAGUCGGAGGGUUGAAAACCUUGGUGGUUCCGGAGCCCGCUGGGAGUAGCAGCAAAGCUCAUAAUUCCAAGAAGGCCGCAGAACACCAGCAGGGGGCUACUGCCCGCUCAUCGCAUAACCUACACACGGGCGGAAGCGUUCAACAUCAGCAAAAGGCCGUUACUGGGCAGCCUGCGCUACACACAAGUGGGAGUGUGCGCGGUGGUGCACCAGGCACUAGUACGGAUAACAACCCCUUGCGUCCAUUGCCUCCCAGCGCGAGAGAUCGAGCUGGUUCGCAGGAUGCCGGCGCGCAGAAAGGUAACAGACCCGGUAAGCGUGAACGCGAGCCGGAAAGCAACAAGCAAAACACCGACUACGGAAAGUUUUCUAAGCGGGAAGAGGAUGCUUUGAAACGCGAGUACCAACAGCAGCGUGAACAAGAGGCGAGGCGGAAAGAGCAGCAGGCUGAGGCGGCUCGAAAGAAGCAGGCCGAGGAAGCGGAACGUCUGCGCCGGAAAAAGCAAGUAGAGGAGGAAGAGAAGCAGAAGCAAUUGAAGCGUGAAAAGGAAGAAAAAGCAAGGCGUGAGCAAAAGGAAAAAGAGGAGAAAGCACGACGUGAGAAGGAAAAGGAAGAGGCAGAGCGCCUGAAACGGAGAGAGCAGCGUGAGAAAGAGCGGCAGGAGCAGCUGGAAAAGGAACGGCAGGCCCAAAAAGAAAGAGAGCGACAAGAGAAAAAGGAGAAAGAGCAUGCUGCGCAGAAGGAGAAGGAACGACAAGAGAAAAAGGAGCAGGAACGCUUGGCGCAGAAGGAAAAGGAGCGGCAAGAACGGAAAGAAAAGGAAAAGCAGGAGCAAAAAGAGAAAGACCGCGCCGCACAAAAGGAGCGGGAACGGCAAGAAAAAAAGGAAAAAGACCGCGCUGCGCAAAAGGAAAAAGAGCGUCUCGAAAAGGAGCGAAAGGAGCUGCAAAGGGAAAAAGAACGUGCCGAACGAAAAGAAAAAGAGCGGCAGGCCGCCAGGGAAAAAGAAAAGCAGGAGCAGCGAGAGAAGGAGCGGCAGCGGGAAAAAGAGCGUGAGAAGGAUAGGCAGCGCGAAAAGGAAAGGCGCGAGCAGAAGGAGGAUAAAAAAGAACCCAUCGUCCUGAAGGGUCGGGAAGAGGCUCGUAGAGGGAGGUCGCCGAUUGUGCUGCAAAGUCGGGCCGAGGCUGAAAGAAGCGGCAGAGCAGACCAUCGACGCGGUGGCCGUGAGCGUGACCGUCGGUACAACGACAGCCGCUCGCGCACGACCAGAAAUCGCAGUCGGACGCGGCACCGCGUCCGGGAGCGAAGCCGCGAUCGGUCUUUGGAGCGUAAGAGAAAAGGGUUGGUGCGGGGUUGGGGAACCGAAAUCGUCACCACAGCAGCGGUACCCCCGCCAACAGCUGCGGGAACCUCUAGUGCGGCGUCCAGCUCGGCAGUCAAGAAUGUUGAGGACAAGAGGAGGAAUUUGAAAACCACUUCGACCACAGACUCAGCGACAGCCACGAAACCGGCAAAUGAUGAGAAGAAAACGAAGGCAGAGGAGUCUGCCCCGGCCAAGGGGGUGAAGCCAGGCACUAAUAAAAAUUUCGAGCAACUGGCGGUGGACUCGGAGGAAGAGGGUACUUCGUUACUCACUUGUUGUGUGAAAAUUCGAAUGCAUGUCUCGCUCUGGGUUGAAUAUGAAGAUGCGAAAUGAAAAGAUUUCAAACUGAAAGUGUAUGAACUCAAUUGUCACAACCACAGGUACAAAAAAGAAGUCCGCGCCGAAGGUGGAGACGGACAAGAAGAAAGAGGUGACUGACACGAAAGACAAGACCGUGAAGGAAGCGAAAAAGGAAAAAGAGCCGGAACGUAGUACCGCCUGGACGCGAGUGGCGCCAAUCCCAAAAACGGUAUUGCUUUUUUAUGUAGUUCCUCCUGAUUGUACUUGAUCUCUGUAUCGUGGUUGUGGUACGUACUGUUUUUGCUCCGAUGAUCUCGCGAUUCUCACUCCAAAAGCUUUCCAAGCCUUCGACAAAAACAGCCCUCCCCAAAGAUCGAGAAGGACCCGGUAGUUGAAAUGGACGGACCUGAGGAGAUUUUUGAGGGCUCCGAGGAUCUGCGCGCCGCUGCGGAGAUGGUCCAAUUACAGUCUGAGCAAACUCCGAAGCAGGAGGCCGCUGCUGCCGCAGCUGAGGAGAGCGUGAAAAAAGAAGAGGAUCUGCAAGUGGAAGAUGUGGACGACGACAUGCCCAUUUUUGAAGAGGACGACCCGGUGGCGCCGCAACUGGACGAUCCGCCCGUGCCGCCGCAGGAAUGCUCCCCCGAGAAAGACGACUUCAUGGAGGAGGAGCUGGAUUUCGGGGAGGACGAAGAGGCAGAGCAUCAAAAUCAAGGACCGCUGUACAUGGGCUUUGACCCGAACGCCGCCCAGGAGAUUGUGAAGCGCUCGAACCCAUUCGCGUCUUGAGGCGAAGAGAUUUUUGGCGGGAUCUUUGCGGAAGGUGAUCAAGAAACGACUUUUUCAACCGAGAACGACUUAUCCCCCUUCAGAUGCUCGAAAAAAAUAUCGACCUUUUGCGACAACGAGAACGACAUGAGAUAAUGAUAAUGAGCAAACCUCCAGCUCAUUCAUAAACCACUUUUUCUGCGACUGCGACAGAAAAAUCCGACUUUUCAGCCACUUCGUCGAAGGUUGCGACUUCACGGUGGAAUUCAGUGUGGCUUUUGAAGAAGAUGAUGAUGUUUUUGUUUUUGUGGAUUGCUGCUACGUGCCUGUGUGUGUUUUUCCG